AUGCGCGUCAUAGGGGCCGUGCUGGCUUCAGCAGCAUAUGCAGGUGUGUGUGAGGAGCUGUACAUCCCCAUGGAUACAGUGACAGUGCCUGGGAUGGGUUUUGUGUGCAAAGUUCGAGAGUGUGAAACAGUGGAGUAUGGCCCAGACGGGAAGCCAAAUUGUGUGCCGUGCAAUCAGGAGCCAGCCACAGCAACAGGUCCGCUACCGGGGAGUGAGUUUUGUCCUACCGAAAUCGGUAAGUGCGAGGCAGGGAAGUGUGUGCCUCGUGACGAGUCGACCUACUAUGAAGAUAACUUUGGCAAGAAGUGGGAGGGAUUGUCGACGUUUCAUGCUGUGACCGUUACUCACUACGGAGGUUCGGUGGCCUCGGGAGGGUAUGAGGGUGCCUUUGAUGUGGACGCGAUUGAAAAGUGUAUGCUCAAGUUGGGCAUCGACGGAAUCGCGGCCGUACCGCCACAGAUGUAUGGGUCAGAUGCAUUUUAUGGACAGGCCUCCUUCAAGCGCAAUAAUCUAUGCUACAAGUUGGUCGGUGCAGAUGGGCUGUCGCGUGUGGUCGCCGUGUUCGACCGCUGCGGUGGUUACGUACAAUGCAAGGGUGGUUCAAAUACUAUUGAGGACGUACGCGAGUCGCCUACGAUUCAGUUCCCUGCCAUCGACGUGGCGCCGGGAGCCACAGCCUGGGCGGACGCGAACCAGUGUGUGAGCAACCCGGGUUCGACGAUUCUGAGCGGCUUGGGACAACGUUGUUGGUACUACACCGACGCGUCAUGGCCGGAGAUUGUACCCAAAGCUUGUUGCGAGGGCACCUGCGGCCAGCUCGACGGCGGGAAGUACGGACAGGUGGAUUGGUGCGGGAGUAGUUCCCACCCGCACUUUGAUUUAUCGUCUACCGUUAUGGAUAUGCUAUGCGACGGUGGUAACGGUGGUGGUAUAUCAGUAGGCAGUUGCCAGCUGAAAUGGGUGGAACCGAUCAAGUGUCCGGUCUGGCCAAAGCCAGGUGUGUGUUGUGAACAAAGUCAGACCUGCAGUCUCGACUCCUGCACACCAAAGUCGGGCAGUUGCGGCAAUUCCGAGAGCGAAUGUGCAACCUGCGGUGGCAAAUGGUGUCCAGGCGACAGCUGGUAUGACAUCUGCGCCGCAGACCCCACUGAUAUACCCGAUCCCUACCCCGACUGGACCCCGAACCCCCCUGAUCCCCCCACGCCCUCAGGGAACCGUGUGCCUUCGCCUCCACCACCCGACGAUGCCGAUACACCAACACACUGGCCAGGUACCAGCGGCAAGGGCGACACGACCAGCACUGGUACCUCUGGUACCUCUGGUACCUCUGGGACCUCUGGUACCUCUGGUACCUCUGGGACCACGGCAGAGGGAGAGAAGAAAGUGCCUGCGGGAGCCAUUGCCGGGGCGGCGGCUGGCGUCGUCGCGGCGUUGGUAGCGGCCGGUUUUGCGGCAAGACAGCUCCGAAGUCAACCGCAACUGGACGCGGACUUUGAACAGGGGGAUGAUCUCGGGGAAGUGCAGGAGGAAACCAGAGAGGGCAUGGCGGAACAAGGCUCCGAAGAUUUUGCCUAA
Molecule: messenger RNA, 1575 nt
Organism: Gregarina niphandrodes
Lineage: Eukaryota; Apicomplexa; Conoidasida; Eugregarinorida; Gregarinidae
Product: putative transmembrane protein
Exons: 1
Coding region: 1-1575 (524 amino acids)
Source: RefSeq, a predicted model, not a curated record